Molecule: messenger RNA, 1508 nt
Organism: Linderina pennispora
Lineage: Eukaryota; Fungi; Kickxellomycota; Kickxellomycetes; Kickxellales; Kickxellaceae
Product: Actin/actin-like protein
Exons: 1
Coding region: 144-1325 (393 amino acids)
Source: RefSeq, a predicted model, not a curated record
CUUUCUUUUUCCCUCUAUUUUCUUACUCAUCUCUACCCUGAUUCCAACAGCAACCCGCACACCUGUAUCUCGCAUCCAGCACACCCCCCUCCGUUACUACUGUCCUUUAAUUACCUAGCACAAGCCAGCUUUAUUCAGCAAUCAUGGAAUUCGAGGAUGUGCUCACCAAUCAGCCGGUCGUUAUUGACAACGGGUCGGGCGUGAUCAAAGCAGGCUUCGCAGGCGAUGACCAGCCAAAGUCGUUCUUCUCCGCGUCCGUGGGGCGCCCAAAGCACCUGCGCAUGAUGGCGGGCGCCGUGGAGGGCGACUAUUUCAUCGGGCGGCAAGCCGAGGAGCUGCGGGGCCUUCUGCGCAUGAACUACCCGCUGGAGCACGGCGUGGUGACAGACUGGGAGGACAUGGAGAAGAUCUGGUCGUACAUCUACAACGACGAACUGAAGACCCUGUCGGAGGAGCACCCGGUUCUGCUGACCGAGGCACCAUUGAACCCGUCGUCGAACCGCGAGCAGGCAGCGCAGAUCUUCUUUGAAACGUUCAAUGUACCGGCAUUCUACACGGCAAUCCAGGCCGUGCUGAGUCUUUAUGCGUCGGGGCGCACCACGGGAAUCGUGCUGGAUUCAGGCGAUGGUGUCUCGCACGCGGUGCCGGUAUUUGAGGGCUUUGCCCUGCAGCACGCGAUCCGCCGGGUGGACAUUGCCGGUCGGGAUGUGACUGAUUACUUGCAGGUGCUGCUGCAAAAGGCUGGCUACAGGUUCAACACGACCGCUGAGCACGAGAUUGUGCGCCAGAUCAAGGAGAAAAUCUGCUACGUGGCGCUGGAUGCUGCCAAGGAGGAGAAGGAGCUGGCCUCCGUGGGCAGUGCCCGCUUGGAGUCUGUUGGCGGCUCAGGCAACGAGGCCAAGUCGCGCAGUGACGUGUUCAAGUUGCCCGAUGGCCACAUCAUCAACCUCGGCCAUGAGCGGUUCCGUGCCACCGAGAUUCUGUUCCAUCCCGAUAUCAUUGGUCUCGAGCACCCUGGUGUCCACCAGAUCGUGGUUGACUCGAUUAACCGUGCCGACAUUGAUCUGCGUCGCUCGCUGUACACGAACGUUGUUUUGUCUGGCGGCACUACGCUGACCAAGGGAUUCGGCGAUCGGUUGCUGUCGGAGCUCCGGAAGCAGGCCGUCAAGGACAGCAAGAUCAAGAUCUCGGCGCCGCCCGAGCGCAAAUACUCGACAUGGAUUGGUGGCUCCAUUCUGGCGUCGCUCAGCACCUUCAAGAAGAUGUGGGUGUCGGCUGAAGAGUACCAGGAGGAUCCGGAUAUUGUCCACAAGAAGUUCUACUAGUUGCAAGGAAUUCACGCCCCUAUGUUUUUCAAAAGCCUCUACAUUGCCAACAACACACUAAACUGAACCCCGGAGCUUCUAGGCCGAAGAGAAGGGUGCUGGAACCCGAUCGGCGAAUACACGAGCCACGCAGUCGUACAUACUUUGCACGACAUGCCUCUUGUCUCCUAUUGCUAGCUGCUA